Messenger RNA from Bradysia coprophila, 4357 nucleotides. It is a transcript of the gene msl-2, whose product is annotated as male-specific lethal 2. Gene Ontology annotation, biological process: protein ubiquitination. The record is from RefSeq and is a predicted model, not a curated record. Lineage: Eukaryota; Metazoa; Arthropoda; Insecta; Diptera; Sciaridae. Gene Ontology annotation, cellular component: MSL complex. Gene Ontology annotation, molecular function: ubiquitin protein ligase activity.
AUUCGAAAACUUUGACAGGUAUGUCAACAAAUGUCAAACUGGGAAACAACAAAAAAAAAUUAAAAAAAUCCAAACAAAAAACUAUGCCAAACUGAUUAGUGUUGUGGUUAAUUAAAUAAAUUUGUUGUCAAAAUUGUCUUAAAAUAUUAAUGUAACUCAGUGCAAUUGUCAUGAAUGCUACCAGUUUGUAUGUGUCUACAUCACGACUCGUUUUCCAACAUGAAUCGGGUGAUCAAAAUCUUUCCGAUUUAUACCGGUUGAUCCCAUAUCUUCGCCAAGCUUUGUCGUGCACCGUUUGUGGAAGUCUCUUAAUCGAUCCGUACACACCCAGAGAAACUCAAUGUCAGCAUCAUGUAUGCCGUAAUUGCUUAGGCGGACGAAAGAAUUUGAAACCAAGUUGCAGUUGGUGCCGCGACUAUCAAAAAUACGAGGGAAACUCACAAUUACGAAUCUUGCUGCAAUGCUACAAAAGUCUGUGCGAAUACAUAAUCUCGAAACCAAUGUACAAAUCAAUGAGCAGUCAGUUGCAAACUAGCGGAAUGACAAACGGAAGCAGUUCAAUUUCCACCAGCAGUUUAUCGGAUCUAAUCGACGAAGGUGCACGGUUCCAGGAUAACUACAAAAGCAAUUCAGGUCUUCUAAAAUCGGCUUAUUCGAUGUUACCAUGCGUGUACACGAAUAACUCUGCUACACAAACGUUGCAAAACAGUUCGAUAACGACAACAAUUACGAAUAAGCCAGUCGAGGUUAAUGAACCACAUCCAGUAAAGGUUAAUAAUAGUGCACCGAUAAAAACGGUGUCGAAUGGAUCAGCCUUGUAUUCUGUGAUGUAUGCUGGUACGGGAAACAAAAUAACGAUCAAACGUUCGAAAGUUGAAGAUGGUCCAAUGACUGCCGGUCACAGUUCUAGUGGUGCCAGUAGCAGUAGUAGUAGUCGUAACAAUAGCAGUAAUUGUAGUGGUAACAAUGCUAUUAGAAUUGCUUCCGCUGCAACCAGUAGCACAACGGCCAAGUCGACGAUCGCUAGCAGAGAUUUAAGCAAAGAGUUAAGUGGAAUUGUCCAAUUCAAGAAACCAGCAAGGUCAAAAACAGUACAGCAGCGGAAGGGCUGUCGUUGCGGGAACGCAACAGCCAAGCCUGGAAAACUGACGUGCUGCGGCCAACGGUGUCCCUGUUACGUUGAGUCGAAGAGUUGUGUGGAUUGCAGGUGUCGUGGAUGUAGAAAUCCCCACAGGGCUGACGGUUUUAAGAUUCGACCGCACAUACCGGAAUUAGAUCGCAUCGAAAUAAUCAAUCCGGAUGGUAGCACAUCACAGACCAACUGCAUCGAAUUGCCUUCGAUGAAUACAUCAUUUUCGGCUGCAAACACUAUCAACGAAUCGAACAGCAGGUUAAUACAUCAAAUACAAGACCAUCAAAUACAGGAUGGGCCUGACAUAUCGUUGGACGGCGAUUCGAUUGUUUUCCCCAAUAACAUUGACGACGAUAUACGUGUCGUGUACACCGCUCAUUUACCAGCCAUUCUAAUGCAAGAAAAUCCAUCACAUGCCUCAUCAAUUCCAUCACCUUCAAUGACCUCAUCAAUAUUUUCCGAUAAACAACCGGACAUUUUUCAGCACGACACAAUUCAUUCGAUAUUCGGCGAAGAAAUUCUGACCAGCGCUCCGUUUUCCGAUGAAGGCUGUUCAUCGGAAGCUGGUGAUCAGAGUGACGUGGAAAUCGACAUAUGAGACUCGUAAGCCCUGCAUUUGUAUCGUUUCUUUAGUUUUUAUAUGUUUAGUAGGUGUUUCGAUAUGGUUUCUAAUUUAGAGCGGUGGGACAUGCAAUUAAGAGGUUCGAUUCGCAUUGUUUUGAACACUCUCCAAUCAAUCGAGAUGGUUAGACGUCGUCAGUCAAUUACUAGUUCAGAAUGUCUAGAGUAACGAAUAGGAAUUUUAUGCUAAUUUAAACGUCCAUGUCACACACUUGCUAUGACUUAUUUUAACCCAUAGAAAGUGUCCCAUUUAUUUUAUUAAAUUUAUUUGUAUAAUUUGUGAGAUGAAAUUUCUAAAUCGCUACUGAACGCUGAGAAGCUGAUACAUUUGCGUUCAGUAUCGAGUCACCAUGCAAUUAGUGUUUUAGAAUGAACCUGUCUCCCAACCCAAUGCAUAUGUUACAACAACAACAAAAACUUGGGACUUUAGAUAGUUGAUGUGGUCUGAGUGGAGCAAUCAAAGGAGAUUUUCGGAUGUAGGCAAAGAUUUAAGUUUUCUGAUAUCGAUUUUCGUUUUUCGGUUAGAAUCGUUAAGUUUAAUUUGUGUUUUGGAAAUUCUGAAUUAAUUCUGUAAGUGAUUCACUUCCGGGGUUAAAUCAAAUCCAAUGAAUUGAAGUAACUUGUCCCUCCUCCCGUCUUUUUUUUUGUUGACCUACAACUAGUUGUGCUUCCAGUUAAUGUUUCAAAUUAACACGUAAAAUAGAACGUUUGUCGUCUUCCUCCCCUAUGUCAACUAAUUUUCCAAACUAGUGUUCCAACGUCGUUUAAGAAAAACAUUGUUCCCGAAUUAUACUGAGAGGUUUUUUAGCGAAUUCGAUUCGAAAACUCGCCUCCGGCUCAUUCGCUAAAAAAGUCUUUCAGUUCAGCGUUAGCCAUUCGUAUGGUUUGAUAUUUUAGUUACUCAUCUACACCUUCCAUAAUUUUACAUUUAGUUCGUUACACUCUAAAACAUCGAGUCGAUAGAAAAGACCCAAAAUAGAGAUCCCGCUUUGUAUAUUUUUGGUUAACGUAUCUACAGAGUCUGAAACAUUUUUUUUGCCAAAACUGAGCUCAAUAAGACUACACAACACAGUUGAUUUGUUGUUUUUUUCUUCAACGACAGGGCCUUUUAUUGAGAAUUUUUGUAAAUAAUUUCAGUAAUUCUGUCAGUAAUUUCUGUGACUUCAGUAUUUAAUAGGACCUGGAUCAAUGUCGAUCGCAACAUUUGGGAGCGGAACAACCAAAACUUGUGCUAUGAUCUGUACUUUUUAAGAACAAUAAUCUUACAGAUUGAGAAUCAUAAGAACGAAGAAUGUAUUCGAAUUCAUUUCACCUUGCCGUUCCACCUUACUAUACAUCACAUCAUUACAUAUGAAGUAACUGUUAGACUUGUCUUAGAGCAUCUUGGAUUCUUCGAAAAAAUGUUCCACCAGUACACGAGAUAACGUUCCAUGACCGUUUCUCUAAAAAGAAAAGUUCUGUAGUUUUCGAGCUAUUUCAAAACGAAAUUUGGUUCAUAAGGCGACAGGUUAUCAUAUGUAACGUGAUGUCAUUCGAUUCUGUUGUCACUACAUUUGGUGGAAUGAACGGAGAGAGUAGGAUUGUAUGUUGUCCAUUUAUAUAAGUCUGAAUCCCUAUUUACUUGAUUCUGUCAAAUUGACAGUGUUAGUCUCACCAUGUCCUGAAUGGAGUUUUCCCAGUACCCUUUUUAACAAACAAACUCCGCUUUGACUUCGCUGUCAAAAUACCACCUUAUUCCUUUGUGAUCUAUCUAAUGUUUUCUAUGUGAGUUCUUCAUGUUUUUAUGCUUGAUUUCCACUUGCUCUCCGUUUGCUUUCCGUUUACUUUUUGAACAAUAAAAAAGAGGCGCAGUUUAGCAAAACGGACGCAAAACGGCGUGGAAAUCAAGCAUUACUCUCAAUAUGUAUUCGUAUGUUUUUGCACAUCUUUUUCUAUUCAUCUGUUAUCGAUAACAACGACAAAAAUAAUGACAAGCUCUGGGUAACAUGGUCCCUUAUAUAGAAAGAUGCAUGUUUAAAAAAAUGAAGUACGAGAUUUGAAUUCAACCGACUAAAAAUACUUUGAUCGAUGGAAGUAAUUUUAUACAAAAUCCACAUUUCAUAGUUUAAUACGGUUGUCACAUACGCUCACUGACAUUUGACACUUUAAACACUGAUGGGAACCUGUAACCUUAAAAACUAAAAUUCCAUACAAUGGCUGGUUUUAAGAUGUUCGUCAUUGCAAGGUUAGGUCAGGAUUUCCCCGGGAUGAAAAUUCGUAGGUUGGAUAUAUUUUGUUGCAGACAUAUUCCAGCUUGUCUAUUGUACUACCUUGAGUAGUCUGGUGAUCUUGCUCACAAUAGCAAGGACCCAAUUUUGAACAUCAGAGAUGUGGUUUCAGGCGACAUGCAUGAAACAAAAAAGGGAAUAUAAUUUUUAGUUGACGAACACCGAUAUCAGAAAAUCUUAAACGUAACUAUGCAUUGCAUCUCCAUUGAUAACAUCACAAGAGGUGACCAUUUUUAUUUAAAAAAAAAACCCAGUCUGUAGAAUCAAAUAAUUGUACUGUCUAAGCUAAACAAAAAGAAAAAAAAUUGCCCUAAAAAUUACAAAACAAAUACAAAUU